Molecule: messenger RNA, 4090 nt
Organism: Hylaeus volcanicus
Lineage: Eukaryota; Metazoa; Arthropoda; Insecta; Hymenoptera; Colletidae
Gene: Tnks
Product: poly [ADP-ribose] polymerase tankyrase
Exons: 13
Coding region: 345-3977 (1210 amino acids)
Molecular function (GO): protein binding; NAD+ poly-ADP-ribosyltransferase activity
Source: RefSeq, a predicted model, not a curated record
UCCAAAGUUACAUAAAACUUCACACGCAAAAAUAUGUUAAUACCUAUGUUUCGUGUGAUGUAAUAGAUGCAAUUCUUGCAUAAAUAUUUAAUAUUUAAUCAUUGUUACGCUAUAACUGUGCAAACACGAGGAUUAUCGAUAAUCAAAAAACAUAUCCGAUUGCCAGGAAUUGAUUCAUACGGUCCGAGCAUUUAAAAAAUGCACGUUUCUGGGUGGAAGGCGGCGCCACUGGGUUGCGCCUUGUGCCAUAGCAACUCAUCUCGGUGUCGUCGUGAAAGCUUUCAACACACUAUGAGCCAGUGAAGUGUAUCUAUCGGACAGUGGCGUGAAAAUGGCGGAGUAAAAUGGCAGGACGUAGAUCGACGUUGACAAAUGCCGAUUCCCUGUCGGGAUCGGGAAACACGGAUCCGCUGAGGGAGCUGUUCGAGGCGUGCAAAACUGGAGAUCUAGCGAGGGUAAAGGCGUUGGUUACACCGAAGACGGUCAAUGCUCGAGACACUGCCGGACGCAAGUCCACCCCCCUGCAUUUUGCAGCUGGUUAUGGUAGAAGGGAUGUAGUAGAAUUUCUGCUUUCUGCUGGAGCAUCUAUACAAGCACGGGACGACGGAGGAUUACAUCCUCUGCAUAAUGCUUGCUCAUUUGGACAUUCUGAUGUCGUGAGACUACUAUUGGAAGCAGGGGCUAAUCCAAAUACCAGAGACAACUGGAAUUACACUCCUUUGCAUGAAGCUGCGAUUAAGGGUAAGAUAGAUGUGUGCAUCGCUUUACUACAACAUGGAGCGGAUGCAAACAUCAGAAAUACAGAGGAAAAGACAGCACUAGAAUUAGCAGACUCUGCAACUAAACCAGUAUUAACUGGAGAGUAUAAGAAGGAUGAGUUGCUAGAAGCGGCGAGAUCUGGAAACGAGGAGCGGCUUUUGCAACUUCUAAAUCCUUUAAAUGUAAAUUGCCACGCGAGCGACGGCAGGAGGUCCACGCCAUUGCACUUAGCUGCUGGAUAUAACAGAUCUAGAGUAGUACAAAUUUUACUACAAAAUGGUGCAGACGUGCACGCAAAAGAUAAAGGAGGUUUAGUUCCACUCCAUAACGCUUGUUCGUACGGCCAUUUCGAGGUAACGGAAGCACUUCUGAAACAUGGUGCAGCAGUUAAUGCUAGCGAUUUGUGGGCAUUCACUCCGCUGCACGAAGCUGCUAGUAAAUCCAGAGCCGAGGUGUGCUCGUUACUUUUAAGCGAGGGUGCAGAUCCGACUCAAUUAAACUGCCACAGUAAGAGCGCCAUUGACGUGGCCCCAACAUUGGAAUUGCAAGAAAGAUUAGCAUACGAGUACAAGGGCCACUGCCUCUUGGAUGCCUGCAGGCAGGCAGAUCUUACUAAGUUAAAAAAGUACCUGUCCCAAGAAGUCGUAAAUUUUAAACACCCAUAUACUGGGGACACACCACUCCACUGCGCCGUUGCAUCUCCUUAUCCCAAGAGAAAACAAGUAAUAGAAUCAUUGAUUAGGAAAAAUGCUGCCUUAAACGAGAAAAAUAAAGACUUUCUUACACCACUUCACGUGGCCACUGAUCAUUCUCAUUACGAUGCAAUGGAUGUGCUGCUUAGACAUAAUGCGAAAAUCAAUGCUUUAGAUGGAUUAGGGCAAACUGCACUACACAGGUGCGUUAGAGAAGACAAUGUGCAAGCUUGCAGAAUAUUGUUAUCGUACAAUGUUGAUCCAUCUAUAGUAUCACUUCAGGGCUAUACCGCGGCACAAGUAGCUGCAGAAAAUGUCCUUAAAAUACUACAAGAUCCGCCAAGCGGGACAGACGACGCGGAAGCGCAGCUGUUAGAGGCAAGUAAAUCUGGCGAUCUAGCAGCGGUGGAAAGAAUUUUACAAACGAAUCCACACGCUGUCAAUUGUCGCGACUUGGAUGGUCGGCAUUCCACACCGCUGCACUUCGCAGCGGGAUUUAAUAGAGUGCCUGUAGUUGAAUAUUUAUUGGCACAUGGAGCAGACGUACACGCCAAAGAUAAAGGUGGACUGGUUCCCUUACACAAUGCCUGCUCUUACGGUCAUUACGAGGUAACGGAAUUAUUAGUGAAACAUGGUGCGUCGGUAAAUGUUGCGGAUUUGUGGAAAUUCACUCCCCUUCACGAGGCCGCUGCUAAAGGAAAAUACGAAAUAGUGCGCUUGUUGCUAAGACACGGUGCAGAUGCUACUAAAAAAAAUAGAGAUGGAGCAACACCGUUAGAUCUAGUGAGAGACGGUGAUCAAGAUGUAGCGGACUUGUUGCGAGGGAACAGUGCUCUUUUGGAUGCAGCGAAGAAGGGUAAUUUAGCCAGGGUACAGCGACUCGUUACUCAAGACAAUAUCAAUUGCAGAGAUGCGCAAGGUCGUAACAGUACUCCGUUACACUUGGCUGCGGGGUACAAUAAUUUGGAGGUAGCGGAAUUUUUGCUUGAACGUGGAGCAGAUGUUAAUGCUCAGGAUAAAGGAGGAUUGAUACCCCUGCACAAUGCUUCGAGUUAUGGUCAUUUAGACAUCGCUGCGUUACUCAUUAAAUAUAAUACUGUAGUAAACGCGACUGACAAAUGGGGCUUUACACCACUUCACGAGGCUGCACAGAAAGGAAGAACGCAGCUGUGCGCCCUUUUGUUGGCGCACGGCGCGGAUCCUUUCUUGAAAAAUCAGGAAGGGCAAACUCCGGUGGAUUUAGCUAGCGCUGACGACGUGAGAUGCUUAUUGCAAGAUGCUAUGGCUUCGCAGCAAGUAGUACCAUCGGUACCAUCUGGUAACAGUGGCGUAGGAGUUGCCAUUAAUUUGAGUGGUAACGGUAAUAAUACUAUUAACAGUAGACCACCCAGUAUCGUGGCAGUUCCAGUGACACCUCCGCCGCCUCUCACUCAAGAAACCGUCAUUAUGCCCUCUGGAACAGCUAUGACAUUGUGCGUGCCACUCGCGAGACCGUCUUCUUGCUUGAGCCCGAUGCCUCCGUCUGAAACAUGCUCCGAAAGAGACUCCAAAGAUUCCUCGAAAGACAGUUCGAACAUCACGACCGUUGCCGGUUUUCUGCAGAGUCUCGGUUUAGAGCAACUCCUGUUGGAAUUAUUCGAACGCGAACAAAUCACAUUAGAUAUACUAGCGGAGAUGGGUCACGAAGACUUGAAGCAAGUCGGAGUGUCCGCAUACGGCUAUAGGCAUAAAUUAAUCAAAGGAAUGGAGAAACUUUUAAAUACCACUGCCGGUACUCCUUGGCAACCGACUAUCGCGCCUGGAACAUUGUUGGUGGAUUUAUUAGCCGAGGACAAAGAAUUUUUAGCUGUCGAAGAAGAAAUGCAGAGUACUAUUAGACAGCACAGAGAUAACGGUCAUUCUGGUGGCAUAUUUUCUCGAUAUAAUAUAGUUAGGAUUCAAAAAGUGCAAAACCGCAAACUGUGGGAACGUUACGCGCAUAGAAGGCAGGAAGUUGCAGAGGAAGUUGGCGCGGCAGCACCAUCCUCUCCGAGCACUGGCAAUAGAACCACUCCUGGCUCGACCUUGCCCCAAGCGAACGAGAGAAUGCUCUUUCACGGUAGUCCAUUCAUCAACGCUAUCGUUCAAAAGGGUUUCGAUGAAAGACACGCGUAUAUCGGGGGUAUGUUUGGCGCUGGUAUCUAUUUCGCGGAACACAGCAGCAAAAGUAAUCAGUACGUGUACGGUAUAUGCGGAGGUACAGGGUGCCCAGCUCAUAAAGACAGAAGCUGUUAUAUCUGCCACCGACACUUAUUGCUGUGCCGCGUUACGCUGGGCAAGUCAUUCUUGCAAUUUUCGGCAAUGAAAAUGGCUCAUGCACCACCAGGUCAUCAUAGCGUAAUGGGCAGGCCAUCGCAAGGUGGCCUAGUUUUCCCGGAAUAUGUUGUGUACAGGGGUGAGCAAGCAUAUCCUGAGUAUCUGAUUACGUACCAGAUUGCGAGGCCCCAGCAAGAAACCGGAGGAAGCGAAAGUGUUGAGGAACGGUGAUCGGAAGAGUCCAGCCCUGCGGCAAGAUUCCGAAGUCUCUGUUGCUGUCAGAGAUCUCGAACGUGUAACUCUCUGUCUUAAACCAUGGUCGAAACAAUUUGAUUUCAUUCGAA